This is a messenger RNA of Camarhynchus parvulus, 2418 nucleotides long. RefSeq names its product solute carrier family 39 member 11 (gene SLC39A11). Gene Ontology annotation, molecular function: zinc ion transmembrane transporter activity. Gene Ontology annotation, cellular component: membrane. The record is from RefSeq and is a predicted model, not a curated record. Lineage: Eukaryota; Metazoa; Chordata; Aves; Passeriformes; Thraupidae. Gene Ontology annotation, biological process: zinc ion transmembrane transport.
AGCCCGCGGACACGUGUGCGCACCCGGAAGCGGCGGCGGGACCGGCCCGGCCCGGCCGGAGGCCACGAUGAUCCCGGGGCUGGGCCCGGCGCUGCAGGCUCUGCUGGGGACUCUGCUCACCUGGGCCCUGACAGCAGCUGGGUCAGCGCUGGUGUUCGUGUUCUCCAGAGGCCAGAGGCGGAUCCUGGAUGGGAGCCUGGGCUUUGCUGCAGGGGUGAUGCUGGCAGCCUCCUACUGGUCCCUGCUGGCCCCGGCCAUCGAGCUGGCCCAGGAAUCCGGGACCUUCGGGGCCUUCUCCUUCUUCCCAGUGGCUGCUGGCUUUGCCCUGGGGGCAGCGUUCGUGUAUGGGGCCGACCUGCUGCUGCCAGAGCUGGGGUUCCCUGGCCCUCCCCACGCCGCCCUGGCCCUGAGCUGCGAGCAGAGAGCCCUGAAGGAGAAGCAGGAGCAGGAGCAGAGCCCUGGCUGGGAUUUCGGGAGCAGCAGCAGCAGCAGCGAGCUGGCCAUCAGGAUAGGUAGAGCUGGGCUGCAGCCAGACAAGGCUGAGAACGGGGAGCCCUACCAGAGGAGGAGAGGAGCGGUCCCCCUGCCCGAGAGCCCCCCAGCAUUCCCAGCACCCCAGGACGGAGCCCCCCUGGCCAGGAGCAGCAGCUGGAGGAGGAUUUUGCUGAUGAUCCUGGCUAUCACCAUCCACAACAUCCCAGAGGGCCUGGCAGUGGGAGUUGGCUUUGGAGCUGUCGGGAAAUCCCAGUCUGCCACAUUCCAGAGCGCCAGGAAUUUAGCCAUUGGGAUUGGGAUCCAGAACUUCCCAGAGGGCCUGGCUGUCAGCCUGCCCCUGCGUGGCGCUGGGUUUUCCACCUGGAAAGCUUUCUGGUAUGGGCAGCUGAGUGGGAUGGUGGAGCCCCUGGCCGGGCUCCUGGGCGCCUUGGCCGUGGUGCUGGCGGAGCCGCUCCUGCCCUACGCGCUGGGGUUCGCUGCUGGAGCCAUGGUCUACGUGGUGAUGGACGACAUCAUUCCCGAGGCACAGACCAGCGGCAACGGGAAGUUGGCAUCCUGGACCUCCAUCCUGGGCUUUGUGGUGAUGAUGUCCCUGGAUGUGGGGCUGGGCUAGGGCAGAGCUGCAUUCCCAGGAGGACACAGCAGAGCCCCGCGCCGCGGGACCGGAGCCGCACACGCCUUGGCCCGGGACUGGAUCUGUACAUAGAAUUUUGGGAUCUGGUUUGGUGUUGAUUUCCUCUGAUUUUGUAUCUCCCCCUCCCCUCUGAGUUCCUGGCGAUGGUUUCCAAGCACAAAUACGGGUGGGUCCUCCCAGAUCCUGGUUUGGUUUUCCUCCUGGGAGGGGCGUUGGAUGACGCUGGGCUGGUUUCUCCAGGGAAAGGCAUUUGGGAUUUUGAUCCUCUCUGUUCUGUCAGAGGUUGGGAAUUCCCUGUCCCGUGUGGAGGCUGGUCUGGGGUCUUGAAAUGGAGUAAUCUCCUUAUGGAGUGUGGAAUUGCACCCUUUUUUGGGAAGGUUGAAGGCAUUAGGACUGUGAUGAGCCAUGGGAUCUCAGGUCCUCCACAUCCUGCUGCCCCUCAGGAACACUGCAGGGAAUUGGUUUGGAUGCAUGGAGGUAGUCCAGGCAAAUAAAGGUGAAUUUUCUUGGGAUCUCUGCAAGAGGGAAAUGUCAUUUUUUUCCUAAAUGUGUCUCAGAGGAGCACUGCUCCAAUGUGCUGUGUCCAAUUCUCCGGGGUUUUCUAUGGGAAUAAAACCCCAGGAAAGGAGGAUUUGAGUUCUCCAGGCAAUUCCAUGUGGAGGUGUCUGGGCUUCCCAAGGGAUUCUGGAUUUCAGCUGCUGCUUCCAGCGAUCAGAACUCCCUGGAGGGCCAAGCCAGGGUUCUCCUGCUCACCCUUCCCCUGCAGGAAGGGCAGGAGCAUUCCGGGAUGAAUGGAUUAAUUAACCCCUCAGGAUGAAUUAAUUAUCCCACUGGAGAGCCACAACCAUGCAUGGCCAUUCCUGCCUCUUCUCCUGAUGCUUCCCACGCAUUUCUUGUGGAAUGGCUCCUCCUGAGCAGUGAGGAUUGAUCCUCAGCCCUGGGUUGAGCAGGCUGAGGGGUGACUCCUGCCCAUCCCCGUGCCCAGGCUUGGGAGGAUGCUGCGAAUCCCAGCUCCCCCUCGCUCCGAUCUCCAGCACACAGGGCUUCCCUAAACCCUGCUGUGGGAUUACCUGGAUCACCUGGCUGCUCCUGCUGCUCAGUCCCUCUGGAAUUGGGGCUGCCAUGUCCUGGAUCCCCCUUUGGUCCCACCGGAGCCAAAGGGAACGGGCUGGAAUAAACUGAGCUCUCCAUUUGGUUCAGUCCUUGGUUUUUUUUUUUGGAUAGAUUUCCUUUGUGUGUCCCGCUGGAUGAUCCAAAGCUCCUGUUUGCUGAUGGAUUUGACCUUUUAA